Messenger RNA from Saccostrea cuccullata (small rock oyster), 467 nucleotides. RefSeq names its product sarcolemmal membrane-associated protein-like. The annotation marks the transcript as partial. Gene Ontology annotation, molecular function: protein binding. Lineage: Eukaryota; Metazoa; Mollusca; Bivalvia; Ostreida; Ostreidae. The record is from RefSeq and is a predicted model, not a curated record. The transcript is spliced from 3 exons.
AAUAUGUUCUUUUUGCACAAAAGUGCAUAUUUGUCUAAGUUAGGAAUAAUUUUGUGCAUUUUGUAUAUUUUCUAUUAUAUUGUAAACUAGAUUUAUGAAUUAGGCUCCUAUUUUCUACAUUGAAAUUUAGAAUUUCUGCUUUUGCUUAGAGAUUUUCUUCAGGAAAAAUUCAAGAUGGCGGAUUAUUAAAGACUUGAGUAGUUCCGAAGUAUGAGUAUGAAAGACCCGGGCAGUGACUUCCGUGAGGCCAUGUCCAGCGUGGUGAUCCUGUCCUGCCAGCCCAACUCCCACCCGUUCCAGGAGCGCCACAUCUCCCUCAUAGAGCCCGUCAAAAUCGGGCGAUCCGUGGCCCGGGCUCGACCCGCCUCUAACAACGGCAUCUUCGACUGUAAAGUUCUGUCCAGGAAUCAUGCUGUGGUGUGGUACGAAAAUGGCAAGGUAGGUCAAAAACACUGUCAGUUAGAAAU